Molecule: messenger RNA, 3120 nt
Organism: Alosa alosa (allis shad)
Lineage: Eukaryota; Metazoa; Chordata; Actinopteri; Clupeiformes; Clupeidae
Product: inter-alpha-trypsin inhibitor heavy chain H3-like
Exons: 24
Coding region: 633-2930 (765 amino acids)
Source: RefSeq, a predicted model, not a curated record
UGCCCCCUGGCGGUAGAAAAUUGCAACAUUUAAGGUGGAAUCGAAACUUAACAUGACAUUUGUAUUCGGGUUCCAACUCCUGAAGUAAGAACACUAUCGUUAAGAAAAGACCACACUAUUAAUUAAACGCACGGGCAGAUAGUAACUUGCUGCCGACACCGAUGGUUCACGUAGGCUAGCUUUGUUCACACGCCACGACACACUUGUGCGUCGAAGCCAACUGGGACGUCAGUUUCGAGCGUCACAUACAACUUCAGCCUCAUCCCGUGAAGCAGAACCGACUGAUAAAGCUAGACAAUCUUUGGUUGAAGCGUUAGUUAGUUAGUUACUUAAUCAAAGAACUUUGCUAGUUCGUCGGUUAAUCUAUAUAUCACCCGCGUUGAUACGAACCAGUCCCUAUUCCCCUCGAAAAUCCAGGCACCCCAUGGAACUUCCAUGCAACUUUCGCACGACGUGGGAAAAGCAUAAGCGCCUAUCAGGAAGAACCACCUCGCUCAUAGUUGCGUUAUCAUGUGGAAACCUACAUGAUGAAAUGUGUUGAUGUCUUGUCAUCACUACAGUAAAGGCAUCAAGGCUAUAUAUAAGAUUUAGAAAAGAAGGGCACAUUGUCUGUGCCAUCUCAAAGGAUCACCAUGGGUAGACAAGCAACCGUUCUACUCAUUUUUCUGCAAAUCGCGACUAGUCAACCGCAGACGCAGAGGGGUGAUUGGGAUAUCCAACGUUUCCAUGUCAACACAACUGUUACCUGUCGCUAUGCCAUCACAGUCAUCACCAGCCAUGUGUUCAAUCGCCAUGACGACUCAACCGAGAUCGACUUCCAUGUCAAGAUCCCGAAAAAUGCCUUCAUCAGCAAAUUCAGAAUGACUAUUGAUGGGAAGAUUUAUGACGGAGUGGUCAAGCCAAAGGAAGAGGCCAGGCAGCAGUACAUUACUGCUGUAUCACGAGGCCAAAGUGGGGGACUGGUCAGCGCUGUAGGCAGGACUUUAGAAGACUUCAAAACAUCAGUGUCUGUCGCUGCUUACAGCAAGGUGACCUUUGAGCUCACCUAUGAGGAACUGCUGCAGCGUCGUCUUGGCAAAUAUGAGCUUCUGAUCAAUGCCCAACCUGGCCAACCUGUAAAAGACUUUAAGAUUGAUGUCAGUUUGUACGAGAAGCCUGGAAUAAGCUUUCUAAAGGUAGAGGGUUCUUUGGCUUCUAAUGACCUGGCCAGUGCUAUCACAAAAUCACAUGCAGAUGAAAAGGCAUGGGUGAACUUCUACCCCACACACAACCAGCAGAUCACAUGUGAUGGCUGUGCAGAGAAUGGGCUUAGUGGUGACCUUAAAAUUAUCUUUGAUGUUGAGAGGCCACAUUCUAAGGGAGAUAUAAGAGAGUAUGGUGGGUUUUUUGUCCAUUAUUUUGCCCCUACUGGUCUUCCACGCAUUCCCAAAAAUGUGGUCUUCAUUAUUGACCAAAGUGGAUCUAUGGCUGGCAAGAAAAUAGAGCAGACUCGAACAGCUUUACUGAAGAUUUUGGGAGAUCUGGAUGGAGAUGACCAUUUUGGCCUGAUAUGUUUUGAUGAUCAAAUAUCACCAUGGAAACGAGAACUCCUCAGGGCAACCCAACAGAACCUGGACAACGCAAAAGAAUUUGUCAGAACAAUAACAGACCGAGGAAGUACAGAUAUAAAUGCUGCCGUGUUGGAAGGUGUGAAUAUGAUCAAAAAUUCUCACAAAGAAGGUUCAGCGUCCAUCCUCAUAUUGCUAACAGAUGGCGAUCCCACUUCAGGUGAGACAAGACCAGAAAGAAUCCAGUCCAAUGUGAGGGAGGCCAUUGGGAAGAGGUUUCCUCUGUACUGCCUGGGUUUUGGGUUUGAUGUGAACUUUGAGUUCCUGCAGAAGAUGGCCCAAGAGAACAGUGGAGUGGCACGUAGGAUCUACCAAGACUCGGACGCGGCUCUUCAGCUGAAGGGUUUCUAUGAAGAAGUCGCCGUUCCUCUGUUGACUAGUGUGCAGAUGAAUUACAGUGGUGCCGCAAACCUGACCCAAACCAGCUUUAGCUACUACUACAAUGGCUCUGAGAUCGUGGUGGCUGGACAGAUCACUGACAUCAACGACUUUAGUACAGAAGUCAUAGGGAAAUCGGCCGACAGCAAGGUGACGUACAGUGACGUCAAGCCCAUUGACGAUGACAAACUGUCUGCAGAGAUGAGUGGCUUUGAGAACUUCCUCCAGAGAUUAUGGGCCUGCCUCAAAGUCAAACAGCUUCUGGAGAAAGAGUUGGUGCUGACCAGUGACGAGAAGGAGGCAGUGAAGAAGGAGGCCCUUGAUCUCUCUCUCAAGUACAGUUUUGUGACCCCACUCACCUCGAUGGUGGUCACCAAACCUGAGGGCGAGGACUCUCAUGUGGCCAACAAACCCAAAGAGGGAGACACGUCUGGUGAUGAUGCUGGACAUUCUCACGAUUCAGGACACGUUAAGAGAAUUUAUUAUGAUGAUUGGGGCUUUUUAGAGCAGGUCGAAGAUGAUGAUGAGGAGGACAUGGAUGUGGAGGAAGAGGACGAAGAAGGUUAUGAUCCAGUCAUAUCCUUUCUGAAAUCAAGACAUUCUCACGAUUCAGGACACGUUACGACAAGUGAUACAAUUGGCAGUGCUUAUGGGCAGUUGUUGAGUGUUCUGUUGGGAUUUGGAGCGUGUCUGUUCGUGGGACUCCUCAUAGCCUCAAUUCUUGGUUUCAAGGGACGUAAACACUCAAGACCAUCACAUGCCAACCAUGAUAACGGUGACUCUCCCAGUAUCAAUCCUGGAAGUUGUAAAAAUCUGGGCGCAGAGGGUGUCACAUAUAUGGAUAACUCAGCAGCCACUGUUGAAAGGACACACGGACAGCCGGAUGCACAAGAUAUCAAAGAGAUCGACAACCAUGGUUGUUGCCAACGUAAAAAAGAAAAUUAACACCUUUCUGUGAUGUAUUUAGUCUGGAGAAUUAGGCUCUUUGUGAACUACAUUCACUUUUUAUAAAUAUAUUCUUAGGCCCUGCUUGUUUCAUAAAGUGUAUGCAACUACUGUAAUGUCUUUUAGGCCUGUGACAGACUCAUUUUAUUACAACAUCUGUGUGAUGCCUGUGUGACCUGUAUUGUGAAGA